UGGGAGGGGAUUUCUCAACACGCUGAAUCUCCUAACACAGUCCAGUGAUAAUACAGUACCGGCAACUAAUCACUUUUUUCGCCAAAAAUCAAUUUUUUAUCUUAAUAAAAAUGUAUCUAAUGUAUUAUUUGAACGAAAAAAGGGAGCGCGUUUAUACGUUGAAGAAAGUCGAUCCGAAUGGUAGACCAACUCUGUCGGCCCAUCCUGCUCGAUUUUCACCCGAAGAUAAAUAUUCUAAAGAACGAAUCACCAUCAAGAGGCGUUUCGGACUACUUUUAACGCAACAGCCCAUGCCUACCUACUAGAUGAAUAUUUUAUCAAUGGAAAUAAGUUCAACCAAGUAAAGUGAGCCCUGCUAUCCGCUUGUGAAGACUAACUAAAGAAGACUAAUCUGUUUUUUUCUUAAUUAAGUAUAUAAAGUUGUAAAGGGGCAAAUAACAACAACAAUGGCAUUAUUCAUAUAUAAUCUUCUUAUUAAAUAUCAGACCUUAAUUUUAGUGUCAGCAACUUGACGAGGCUCUGUAUCAAGGAUGGCGAUAAGAUUUACAGAUUUUACGAUACAGCGAGUAUAUACAUAAACUUAUAUACAUAUAGAAGAAUAUAUAACACGAUGUGACAUAUUACCAACAUUUUACACAAGUUACAUUAUACCCAGGCGAAGGAGUGGCAAGCAAAGCCUACUGCCGAUCUAUUCGUAAUAAUUAUCCAUGACUGAUGAAGUCAAUCAAACAGUUUUUCUUUUUAAAUUCUCGGUAAUAUCGUAUUGUUUUUUUAAGCAUCGUUGGCUAAGGAAGAUAUUUAAAUGUAUGAUAUGGUUAAAUAAAAUUACGAAUCCACAGCACGGGGUAAAAUAUUGACUUUUACAAAACAGUGAAGUUACACACCUUGGUUUGGAAUACAUUUUGUCACAGCUUGCGAUUUUAUUUAUGACGAAACGGAAAUUAUCGACACUCACUAUUAUUCAAGAUAUUAUUGUUAACAGUUGGCGGCAUUAUAUGAGUGGAAAAGAAUUUUGGCUCAAGCCGUAAGCUGGUGCAAAACUAUUAUUGUCAGCUCAUCUGACGGCAACUUUUGAAUAUUAUUAUCUAAUUUUUGUCCAUUAAUUUCGACCUCUUUUAGUUACACUGACUUUUAACCAUUCCAAUACUCGAAUCUGUUUAAAAGAGAGCUGACAUUAUUUCUAAUAAGUCUUUGCUCGUAUAAUCCUGAAGUCUGAAGUUCAUAAAUUUAUACCAAAAACUUGAGCAUCAAGAAAAAAUAUGCAGUAAAAUAUCUUGCUCACAGUUUCGCCCUUAUUUAGAAUACUUUCUUAUUCCGCUGUUUUAUUUAUCACAAGCUAUAACUUCCUAAUCAUCCUAAGAUUAUUAUCCAGUUUUAUUAUUACAACUGCU
Molecule: messenger RNA, 1391 nt
Organism: Neodiprion virginianus
Lineage: Eukaryota; Metazoa; Arthropoda; Insecta; Hymenoptera; Diprionidae
Gene: Nop10
Product: H/ACA ribonucleoprotein complex subunit 3
Exons: 3
Coding region: 111-305 (64 amino acids)
Biological process (GO): rRNA pseudouridine synthesis; positive regulation of telomerase RNA localization to Cajal body; snRNA pseudouridine synthesis
Cellular component (GO): box H/ACA telomerase RNP complex; box H/ACA snoRNP complex
Molecular function (GO): telomerase RNA binding; box H/ACA snoRNA binding
Source: RefSeq, a predicted model, not a curated record